AUUCCUGGCCGCACCAGACGGAAGAUCUCUAGAUCCGCCGUUCGCGAUGGCAUCGGAGCGUCCUUCGCAGCGUGCCGAAGACGCCGCCCGCCUCAUUGAGGUGAAGGCCAAGCUGCAGGCCGCACAAUGCGCCGACACAGGUACCAUCCGACCGUGAGCAUCCCUGCCGCAUAAUUCUCCGGUGUCCAUCCCGCCGAAUGGAUGGUUCUCUUCCUCUGACCCUCCCAAUGGCAUGUGUGGUGCAGGCGAGUCGCCGGUAGAUGACGACCGUGAGGAUACUGAGUUGCUGCACAUCAAGCGGCAGAACCAGCUCAAGAAACGCCUCCGUGAGCAGUCGGGUUGGAAGCCAGAGCGGGGCAUCGACUGGAGCCGUGUGGAGGCCGAAUCCAUCUCGACCAUGACGACGGCCCCCCACAGCACCACCACAUCCGUCCAGGGCACGGCGGGCGGCAUCGGAGGCAAGAAAGAAGGCAAGGAGGGCGGGGAGGCGGCGAAGCAGGCCGACACCGCCAAGAAAUGAAUGAUCGAGGAAUCACACACACCACAAGGGCAUAGGUGCGGGAGUCAGGGAGGGGUCGGAGGUGGCAGGUAGCGAGCAGGAGAGCAGGGGAGAGGAGUACGCUUGUGUGUGCAUGUGGUGGGUUGUGGUGUUUUAUCAACAGGGGACGGACGGACGGGAUGGGAGGAUGGGAGUCAUAUCUGCAGUGGCGUGCGGCUGCCUUCCGUGUUGUGUGAAACGUGUUGUAGGUGUGCAAUGCAAAGGGGUGGGUGCAGACACAUUCUCGGACGUUGACGCAAAGGGGUGACGAGCGAUAGCGCAUGGUUCACUCAACAAAUGCCAUCCAUCCAUGCAACACACAGGGAACGUACACGCACGGCAUGUCAGACAGGCAAGCACGCAAAGUCAAAUCAACCAACCAACCCUUCAUUGUCCUUCCUGCCUGCCUGCCUGCCUGCCUGCCUGUCGGUGUGUGUGCCGUGUGCCAGCCAGCCGGGGUGUGGUAUCUGUCUGGACAUAGCUAUGUGGAUGGUGACAACAUGUGCAGUGCAGCCAG
Molecule: messenger RNA, 1055 nt
Organism: Vitrella brassicaformis
Lineage: Eukaryota; Vitrellaceae
Source: the annotation of a GenBank genome assembly